AUGACGGUCAAUUAUUACGAAGAAGAAGUCUUGCUAAACGAAGGCGGCGUUUCAACCAUGGUGGAGAUUAAAAACCAAGGCUACCCCGACUCGUUGAAGCCAAACUCUGUCGCAAAGUAUGCGAUUUACGCCGCCCCAGGUGGUCGGAUCAAGGUUAGUUUUAACUCGUUUAAUCUUCCAAAGCACGAUGGAUGUUCAAACUUAUGGCUCACGAUCUCCGAAGAUCCUAAUUUGAGUGAAAAUUCUCCUCAAGCAAAAUGGUGCGGCAACAAUAACCCUCAUUAUGCAGUUUCUCGUUCAAACAGAAUCUUUGUCUACGUCUUCGCCAAAUCCAACCUCUCCAACUCGUCCAAAAACUUCAUCCUGAAACUUGAAGAGAGCUCGGAAUCAUCAAAUCUAGACGCUCUCUUCAAAGGAAAUCAAGAGUACUACGAGAAGGAAGGGAUCGCUCAGGCUUCAGAACCGAUUUUUGUUGAUGAGAAUUUUGCCCAAAGCUACCAGCCACAAUCCGCUUCUACAAGCAUUUCAUCAUCAGCCGGAGAUUCAACCCUCUUCUCAUUUCCUGGCUUUGGACCUCCUAUUGCCCCGCGCAAUCCGACUCAAUCUCAAGUUUUUAUUCAAGAUGGGAGCCAAGUGCCUCAGCACACAUCAUCGAAUGAUGUAGCGCAAGUUGUUGUGAAUUCUGCCCGGCCGGUGUUUUCAGAUUCGAUGUUCAUCGUCCCCGAAAGGAAUUUUACUGGUGGCGAUUUUAAACUUCUACCACCGCGAACAACUGCCAAGAUGCGAAGACAAGCGCUUUUUGCAUCGCUUGGAGGACUGAUGAUUGCAAUUUUUAUGCUGAGCUUCAUCAUUUGGAGAAUCGCUAAAACAACAUGUAUGAAGAAGAAAGAAAAGGAUCAAGAUCUUCCUCGAGCCCACCGUGCUAGAAAUCGAAGAUAG
Oikopleura dioica is the source of this 939-nucleotide messenger RNA. Lineage: Eukaryota; Metazoa; Chordata; Appendicularia; Copelata; Oikopleuridae. The record is from the annotation of a GenBank genome assembly.